Messenger RNA from Heterocephalus glaber (naked mole-rat), 2653 nucleotides. NCBI's taxonomy places the organism in Eukaryota, Metazoa, Chordata, Mammalia, Rodentia, Bathyergidae. The record is from RefSeq and is a predicted model, not a curated record.
GCGGGGCCAGCGUUUAAACCAAGACCGGCCGGAGUUUGGGGUCUGGCAAGUACUGGCUGUGACCUCUGGCCAGCUAUUCCUCACCACUCUGAGCCUCAGUUUCCACGUGUGCAGAAAUGAUGUAACGAUGCCACCCAGAAGUAGCUAGGUUUGGGGAGCCUGGGGCUUAUGCCACUGGGUAUGGCAGGAGGAGCAAUUAGGGAAAGGAAGAGUAUCCUUUAGGAGCAACAAAAUCACAAAUUCAGAAUUGCACACGAGACCUUCCAUGAAGCCUCAUGGCAGGGAGCGGCCGAGAACUCUGUCCUAGACCUACCAUUUAGCAGCGAGACGAUUUCAGCAAAAGUGCACAGGAAGCCUUCAGGGAAUGUCAGUGCUGGGAAUGAGAUUGUGAGGAAGGGUGCUGUGGCUGGAGUAAAAUGCUAUGAUUCCGUGGGGAGAGGAAAUUUUGGUUCAUUCAUCUGCACUGAGCAGAGAUAAUGACAGAGAAAGGGAUCAGAGAAACGCUAAAGGCCUUGUCUAGCCACAGAGGUCUGUCCUCAAAGUCGUAUGUAACUUUCAGCAGGUCACACCCUCUCCUGCAGCCACAUCUUGCCCAAUAAAAGGCCACUGGGAGUUGCUCGAUCUCUGCCGCCUCCUCCUCCUGAGCAGCCCCGUCUUCUAGCCAUGGCGCCGUACACAGCUGAAGUGCAGUUAGGAGGGCAGGGCCUUUUCCUUUUCCUUCCAACCUCAGGAAGGGGAGCUCCCAGGUGGAAGCUUUAGAGCAGACCGCGGAAGCCCACGGGGGCGGCCCAGGACUGUGAGAUGCACAGAGAAAGAGGGAUCUGCAGCUGUUUUCUUGGGAGCAGAGACAGGAUAUCAGUUCAAAACCCUGACAGGUUGGGCUCUGGUCCCAACUCUGUUACUUUCUAGUAUGAUCCCGGCCAGAUGCCUUUACUACAAAGCCUCAGUUACUUAUAGGAUUAAUGAGAAAAUACAGAUGAAACAGGUGGAGGAGAGGUGGAGGAGUGUCCAUCCCUUAGCUAUUGAAACCACCAGGUUGUGAGUGCCGUUGCCAUCCCUGUCAUUGGGUGAUAGCAGGAACGCUCUGGACCCCUUCCCAAAUCCUCCGCCCUGGCCUCCUCCUCCCUGGCCUCCUCCUCCCAGGAGUCCCUCCUCCACUGGCUUCUCCGGGCUGGAGGAGGAGGCGGGGCCCCAUUCCAGCCUGGCCAGAGCAGGCUGGGCAUAAGCCACAGAGCUGGGCUUGCACCUGCACUGGUCACUCUUCCCACUGCCCCCUCCCAGCCUGAGCUCUCUCUUCCGAAGCAGUCAUGCCUGUGACAAAGAAUGCCGAGGGCCCCCAGGAAGCUGCCACCCUCAAACUGGACCUUAUGCCGUCUCCCAAAAGUACCAAGAAGCUGCAGAACAAGGAUUCCGGUUUCUUAGACGGAAGCUCCUCAGAGUCCUCGGGUCUGGAGAAGACCAAGGGAAUAACAGCGUUCCAGACCCUGGUUCACCUGGUGAAGGGCAACAUGGGCACAGGGGUCCUGGGCCUCCCCUUGGCAGUGAAGAACGCAGGCAUCCUGGUAAUAGAAGCUGUCAAUGGCACAACCCACAACUGCCACAAUAACAAGACAAUGACCCUGACGCCCACGAUGGACUCACGGCUCUACAUGCUUGCCUUCCUGCCCUUCCUGUCGCUGCUGGUCCUCAUCCGGAACCUCCGGGUCCUGACCAUCUUCUCCCUGCUGGCCAACGUUAGCAUGCUGGUCAGCCUGGUCAUCAUCGCCCAGCAUAUCACCCAGGGCAUUCCAGACCCCAGCCGGUUGCCGCUGGCCACCAGCUGGAAGACCUACCCGCUCUUCUUUGGAACGGCCAUCUUCUCAUUCGAAAGCAUCGGUGUGGUUCUGCCUCUGGAAAACAAGAUGAAGGAUGCCCGCCACUUCCCUGCCAUCCUGUCUUUGGGAAUGUCCAUCAUCACCGCCCUGUACAUCGCCAUCGGGGCUCUGGGUUACCUGCGCUUCGGAGACAACAUCAGAGCCAGCAUAACCCUUAACCUGCCCAACUGUUGGCUGUACCAGUCGGUGAAGCUCCUCUACAUCGUCGGCAUCCUGUGCACCUAUGCCCUGCAGUUCUAUGUCCCGGCAGAGAUCAUCGUGCCCUUCACGGUCUCCCGGGUGUCGGAGCGCUGGGCCCUGCCUGUGGACCUGUCCGUCCGCCUCGCCAUGGUCUGCCUGACUUGCAUGCUGGCCAUCCUCAUCCCCCGCCUGGACCUGGUCCUCUCCCUGGUGGGCUCCGUGAGCAGCAGUGCCCUGGCUCUCAUCAUCCCCCCACUCCUAGAGAUCGCCACCUACUCCUCCGAGGGGCUGUGCCCGCUCACCAUCGCCAAGGACGCCCUCAUCAGCAUCCUGGGCUUCGUGGGCUUCGUGACGGGGACCUACCAGGCCCUGGACGAGCUGAUUGAGUCAGAGGAGUCUCUCCCUUCUUCCAACUCCACCAUCUUUAAUCAGUGAGAAUGGGACCCCUCCUUACCCACCAACACCCGAUGAAUAAUGGCAUGGAUCUCUUUUAUAUGCACUAUCUCUAUGUUGCUAUUUUGCAUUUUCUCUGGGCUAAGGCACAGUAAAAUAAGCAAGGACUCGCCAGCUACAAGGUCUAAAUGAUAAUUUAAAAAAUU